CGGCAAAAAUUAAUUAAAAGUAAGGUUAGAAUUUCAAGAAACACGUGUUUUUACUCUUGAAUAUAUAGUGAUUUGAAUUUUAUAUUUUUAAAUAAAAGUUUAUAUAUUAUAAUAUUUUUUUGAUAUACAUAUAAUAAUUAAAUAAUAAAAAAAAAAGACAUUUUUAAAAAUGCCAAGAGAGCGAGAAAAUUCAGAGCACGAAGUUGAAAUAUCGGCUCGAGUUUUAAGAAAGCGUACAACUUCUUCGGCGGAUACUAGUGCGGAUUCAUCUCGUUCAACGAGAUAUUCGAGGAGGAACAAAAAAUCAGAAUCAGAAGAACCAGUGACACCGGCACGUGUCACACGUAGAACAAGAGCAACUUCAUUUACUGAAGAUGUUCCCGUUAUUAAAAUUAAAAAACCAUCUCCAAAGAAUCGUAAACAUUUAAAGUCAGUUCCCAUUGAAUCUUCCUUGGAAGAAGAAACAGAGGAAGAAACUGAAAAUGAUGAUUCGAUAAUUAUUGUCGACGAAAUUGUCGGCGUUAAAUCUGUGAUGAAAAAAAAGGAGAAAUUUAAAACGUUGGAAAAAGAUCUAAUGAAACGUUUAUUGUCGAAUAAAUUAAAUUAUAGUAAUUGUGAUGAUAGUUUAAUUGAAGUGAAAAACGAAUUUAAAACGAAACAAGAGGAAGUAUCUUUAAAUGAUGAAACUCUUGAAAAUAAAGUAACACCGGAAAAAAGAAAUAAAAAAAAGGAUACACCUCAGAGGAAAAAAAAGGAAACAUUAAUUAAUGAAUUGGAAACUGUUGACAAUACAGAGACACCCGAUAAAAGAAGUAAAAAAAAAGAUACUCCUAAAAUUAUGAGGAAAAAGAAGGAGGAAACAACUUUAAUAAAUGAAAUGGAAACACCGGAAAAGGGGAUUCAUAAAAGAAAAGAUACUCCUUAUCCUCAGCUUUUGAAUAAAUCGAAUAAUUUCAAGAAACAAUAUACGGAGGAAUUAGAUAAAAAUAAUGAUGACGAAGAAAGAUACUUUGAACCAAUGGAAGUUGACACGUCAAUUGCAAAUAUUCCAAAUAAUUCGUCUGACAAUGUUGAAAAAAUUAUCGUUCCAGAGAGAAUAAAUCGUGAUUUUAAACCACGAAAAAGUAUGAUUGAAAUUGGAAGUGAAAAACAUUUGAUUUCAAAAUCACGUUACAGUUUAGAAAAUAAAGAACCUAAAUCUGUAUUUAUCAAUGAUAAACUUAAAGAAAAGAAAUGUCGCAAUUCAAUGUCAAACGAAAAUUUAAAACUGAAAUCAACCGAAAAUUUAGAAUCAAAUUCAAAUGAAUUUUCCGAAGAUUUUGAAUUGAAAUCAAACGAGAUUUCCGAAGAUUUUGAAUUGAAAACAAAUGAAAUUGUUGAAAAUUUAGAAUUACAAUCAAAUGAGAUAAUAAAUAGAAAACGAAAGAGAGUUGAGAGUGAAAGUGAUGAUAGUUCCAGAGAUGAUUUCGAAUUAACAACAUAUGAAUAUGAUUCAUUGUCAGAGGAAAGUAAAACCAAAACAACAUCAAAUAAAAGUCAAAUUUCAAAGUCUUUCGAAAAAGAAGAAGAAGAUAUUCUCAAUUCUGAAAAUGAAGAAGAAGAAAAUUCCAAUUCUAAAAAACAAAACAAAUUCAAUUCUGAGAAUGAUGAAAUAAAUUUUAAAUUAUUGCGCAAAAAUCACGAUAAAUCAAAAUCGUUUAGUUUCGAAGAAAUUGUGUCAAAUAAUAAAACAACAGCAACACGAAGUAUUAAAUCUCUCGAUAGAAUGAGCUUAAAUAAAUCAAAAAAUAAUAACGAAACUAAUUCUGAAGAUUCUGAUACUAUAGAAAUGUCAAAUAAAUCAAAAAUAAAUAACAUUGAAAUUUUAUCAUCAGGAAAUAAUUUGAAUAAAAUGAAAAAUAUAACAAACUCAUCGUCAGAGGAAGAAGAAGAAGAAGAAGAAAAUGAGAAAUCGAUAAAUCAAGAGCAAAUUCAGAGUGUUAAAAAAUCGCGAACAACUCGAAGCAAAAGUAAAACUCCAACGCCGAAGAAUUCCAAAUUCGAUAAAUUUGAAAACAAAGUUGACAAUUCAUCAGAAGAAGAAGAGCAAAUUGAGAGUGUUAAAAAAUCGCGAACAACUCGAAGCAAAAGUAAAACUCCAACGCCGAAAAAUUCCAAAUUCGAUAAAUUUGAAAACAAAGUUGACAAUUCAUCAGAAGAAGAAGAGCAAAUUGAGAGUGUCAAAAAAUCGCGAACAACUCGAAGCAAAAGUAAAACUCCAACGCCGAAGAAUUCGAAAUUCGAUAAAUUGAAAAAUAAAAAAGAAAAUGUAGGAAAUUCAUCAGAAGAAGAAGAAGAAGAAGAAGAGGAAGAGGAAUCGAUAAAUCGAGAGCAAAUUGAAAGUGUUAAAAAAUUACGAAAAACUCGAAGCAUCAGUAAAACUCCAACGCCAAAAAAUUCGAAAUUCGAUAAAUUGAAAAAUAAAAUUGAAAAUAUAGGAAAUUCAUCAUCGGAAGAAGAAGAAGAAAAAGAAGAGGAAGAAUCCACAAAUCGAGAACAAAUUGAGAGUAUCAAAAAAUUACGAAAAACACAAAGCAACACUAAAACUCCAACGCCGAAAAAUUCGAAAUUCGAUAAAUUGAAAAAUAAAGUGGAAAACGACAAAAAAUUAAAUCUACACAAGUUAUUAGAUGAAGAUUCCGAGGAUUCUGUCUCGAGGAUUCCCACUUUUAUGUUCAGUCAAACUAGCGAAAGUGAGGAAACCGGUGAAGAUGCAUCAAGGAGUAUUGAUUCGGAUAUCGCUCGUGAAUAUAAUCUCAGUGGUAAAGAUAUUUUACAUUAUUCCGAUGAUGAUGUUCCUGGCGACGAUUGUCGAGGUUCAGAAUCAGAGCAUUCAGAUUCGGAAGACAAUGGUUCGGAUUUAGCCGAUUUCAUUGACGAUGACGAUGUAGAAGAAGAAGAAGAAGAAGAAGAAGAAAAGGGGGAAGAAAAAGAUUCCGAAACAGAAUGCGAAGAAAGUGAUAAAGAAAAAGAGAUUGAGAAAACAGCAAUAAUCGAUGAUGAUGAAGAAGAACAGGAAAUUGAUCAAGAAGAUGAUGAUAAUAAUGAAGAAAUUGACGAAAGCGAUGAAUCUGUCUUUGAAUGCAAUUUAAAAUCAUCUCUUCAAUUAUAUAAAUCAAAAAUGCAGAAGAAAGUAAAAGAUAACGAAAAGAAGGAUGAAAUUGAAAAAGAAGAAAUUGAAGAAAAUGAAACAGAAAAAAUUCUAAAAUCUGUGAAUGAAAUUGAAGACAAUUUAAUGAAAAACAAAUUACCAUUGGCUAGUCCUGUUUUAUCAAAAAGUCGAUCUUUAACUGACGAAGAAGAAAAAUGUGAAUCUUCAAAUCAUGAAAAAUCGAUAAUUGAAUUAAAACGUAAGAAAAAAAAUAAACGUGAAUUAAAAUCAACAGCGUCAAAAACUCCAGUUGCAUCAUCAACUCAUUAUGAAUUAUCCGAUGAUGACGAUAAUGAUGAAAAUAAUGAUAAUGAUGAAUCGCCACAAAGUCUCAGUUUUGCCGAAGCUUUAGAACGUGCUUCAAAUGAUUUGAAAAAAAGGGCCGAAAGUAUAAAACAGGGUAUUAAAAAUAAGGAUGGUGAUAAAAAAAGAAAGAAAAAUAAAAAGAAUGAGGAGAAUAGUAAAAAAAUAAAAUUAGAAAAAAUGAAACGUCUACCUGAUGAAGUAAUUCAAGAACUUGAUGAAAUUGCAAGGCCACAAAAGAGGCAAAAAAUAUUGAAAAAAGAAAAUUCCGAUUCACCAGCACGAAUUCGUCAAUUAAAUUCUUUAAGAAAUAAAAAUUUAGCUUCUGUUAGUACAUUUGGUAGUACAACUGAUUUUGAAAUUGUUAAUUUACAAAAAGAAAAGAAACCAAAAACACAAACAUCAUUGGGAAUGAAAUGGUUUAAACAAAGAAUGUUGGCGCGAAAUGCACGUCAGCCAAUUUCUUCUUAUUUACGUGAACAACAAAAAAGAAAAGCCGCUAAUAAAAAUCAUUUUUCUGAUUGAUUGAAGGAAAAAAAACAAUAACGAUUUCAUAAUUUUUUUUUUUUAUUUUUAUUCAAAACAUUUUUUGCAUUUAUUAUAUAUGUAUUAUAUGUAUAUCGCCAUAAAUAGUUUAUUAUUCCUUUGUCUUUAUAGUGUGAUAUAAUUAUGAUUUUGUAAAAAUAAUUUCCUUUUUUUUAUGUUAGGACAUAGAAAUAAAUACUGUGACAGAAUAUUUUUUUAAACGUUAAAAAUAGAAAAAUAAAUUUUAUAAAAUGUAAUUAAAUGUUAAUUUGUAUUUUAAAUGCUCUACUUUUUUUUUUAAUAUCGUGUCUGCAAUUACGAAAUAAAAUACAUUUUAUAUAAA
Leptopilina boulardi is the source of this 4361-nucleotide messenger RNA. RefSeq names its product myb-like protein X. NCBI's taxonomy places the organism in Eukaryota, Metazoa, Arthropoda, Insecta, Hymenoptera, Figitidae. The transcript is spliced from 5 exons. The record is from RefSeq and is a predicted model, not a curated record. The coding region runs from base 170 to 4018 and encodes 1282 amino acids.